Molecule: messenger RNA, 2547 nt
Organism: Lampris incognitus (smalleye Pacific opah)
Lineage: Eukaryota; Metazoa; Chordata; Actinopteri; Lampriformes; Lampridae
Gene: asah1b
Product: N-acylsphingosine amidohydrolase (acid ceramidase) 1b
Exons: 14
Coding region: 180-1358 (392 amino acids)
Biological process (GO): fatty acid metabolic process
Cellular component (GO): lysosome
Molecular function (GO): N-acylsphingosine amidohydrolase activity; fatty acid amide hydrolase activity
Source: RefSeq, a predicted model, not a curated record
GGCAGCAGAGGGCUGAUGUUAACUGGAGACUUGCCCUGCUCUCCCCCCUCCACCCCCCUGGCCCGGAUGCGGGUCCAUCACGGGACAACGUUGACUUCCGUAUUUCCAAAUACAAAAGCCCGGCAGCGGAGCCCCCCGCGUCCACACAGCUCCCCGGCUCCCCCCGCUGGCCGCCAGACAUGGGGCGGUUCGUGUGCCUGCUCGUAAUGGGGUUCGUUUCGGUCGCUUCGACGCAGUUUAUACCGCCGUACACCGAGGACUGUCGCGCGGACAUGUACCCCCCCAAAGGGCCAACGUUCAAAGGGGACGUCACGUGGUACACGAUAGACCUCGACUUGCCCCCCUACAGGAGAUGGACGGCUCUCAUUACAGACAAAAAAGCAGACCUCGUCAACAUGAUCCAGGCCAUCAAAGACCUCGCCAAUGCCUUUGUUCCAAGUGGGAAGCUAAUAGAGAUGGUUGACGUGACUUUGCCCAUGAUGGUGGACACUCUCCCAUACCCUUUCAGUGAUGAAAUAAAAGGAAUUGCUAAGGCCUCAGACGUGCCUCUUGGCGAGGUUGUCUUGUUCAACAUUUUCUAUGAGGUGUUCACAGUGUGCACCUCGGUCAUAGCCGAAGACCCAAAUGGUAAUCUUAUCCAUGGCAGAAAUAUGGAUUUUGGAUUGUUUUUGGGGUGGGACAUAAAGAACAGGUCGUGGAUCAUCUCUGAAAAGCUCAAGCCUCUCGUGGUCAACGUCGACUUCCGGAGAAAUAACAAGACUGUCUUCAAGGCCACCAAUUUUGCUGGAUAUGUUGGCAUGCUGACUGGCAUCAAGCCUCACACAUUCACUCUGACCAUGAAUGAACGCUUCAGCCUUGAUGGAGGCUACAUUGGAAUCCUGGAGUGGAUUUUGGGAACGCGAGAUGGGAUGUGGAUGAGCUUCCUCACUCGCUCCGUCCUGGAGAACGCUACCAGCUAUGAGGAAGCCAAAAAUCAUCUGGCCCAGAAGAAGUUGCUUGCCCCAGCUUACUUCAUCCUAGGAGGGAACCAGACAGGCCAGGGCUGUAUUAUUACCAGGUCCAGAUUGGUCAGUCUUGACAUUUUGGAGAUUGACCUGAAGCUUGGCCGCUGGUAUGUCCUGGAGACUAACUACGACCACUGGAAAGAGCCUUUUUUCCUAGACAACCGUAGGACCCCUGCCAUGAAGUGUAUGAACCAGACCACACAAAAGAACAUCACACCGAAGACGAUAUAUGAUAUGCUCUCAACCAAACCAGUCUUGAACAAGUUGACUACAUACACAACACUGAUGGAGGUGUCCAAGGGCAGACUCGAAUCAUACAUCCGUGACUGCCCCAACCCCUGCAUGCCUUGGUAAACCUGAGAACUGGACCUAGAUCAGUUCUUCACACGACUAUUUGCACAUGGUGGCUGAAGGUGAUGAGCUCGGCUGAACUCAGGACAAAGUGUGAACCUAAUUCCAAGUAUUUGCACAGCAACUGAUCAUUUGAAUCAAGAGUACGUCACAUGAGGUAGCUUUAAGAGAAUGUUUUCCAGACAAUGCAGAUAAUGUUGACUUUCUGGUGUAGUCACAAAUGACGGGAAAUAAUCACUCUGGUGUUUUGUUUGGUUAUUAAUUAUGUGCCAUGCGUUUUGAUUGUGUUAUUAUAGAGAGUUCAGCAGAGAAUCUAGUGGUUUUCAGUUUGUAAGUUUUUUUGGCACUAAAGUCAAGCUACUAACAAAUUCAUGACUGACCACUUUUCAGUUUUACAAAUGAUUUUGUCAAACAUUCUUAAACGAUUUGUAUUUCUGAUACCUAAUUUGUACAAAAUGGCAUACCUUUUAAAGGAGGUUAAUUGUUGUAGCGCUCCCAGGCUCUAUAGUACCCGGGUUAAAGGUAUAGCAUGUUGCACUGUGGGUACAAAUUUUGGGAAAUAAUUUUGUGACUAUUCAAUAUCAGUAACUUCAUAAAAUAGCUGAUAAACUUGUUCAAUAAAUACUGGUAGUUUCAAAAGUUCCAUUUUUAUUAUUUAAAACUUCAUACAGUUGUCAACAUUAAUUACAUGGAAAUCACUGGAGACUAACCGAUCAACAAAGCAAGUGUAUAUAAAGAUGAUGGAUUAGGAAAAGGUAAAAGCAAGAGAAAUGAGUAACAGCAGCCAGUCAAAAGUUGCAUGGCUGUUCUAAUGGGUCAAGUGGAGAGAAUACAGAACUGUAUAAUAAGGCCAGGCCAAGAAAGAACACUUAAAAUCAUUUUGAACAGAACUCAAACAUUCAAACAGAACUCAAAACUGGAAAAAAGUGUUACUUCAGAUCUGAAGACUUAAACAGAAGCUUACAACUUUGCCAAUACUCAGCAGCAUAGACAUAUCCCCCUCCCAAAUUGGCUACAAAUAAUUCGUUCAAAAAUAAAAAUGAAGUGAUGUUUACAGAUUCAGCUUUAAAUCUUGUGUUUGUCACCACCAACCUGUGACGAACAACCCACUGCUCCUCGGUAUGCUUAGGAGAUGAAAACUAAACCAUUCUUCAAGACCAGGUUUGGGAUUCGAGUUUAGUGUUGCAACAAC